AUGGAGCAAGCGGAGGCCGUGGCUGAGGGCGAAGAGAGAGAAGUCACCUUGGAAAUUCGGCGGACCAAUCCUAACUUUUGCGUGUGGUCGAUUGCCUUGGGUGAUAGAACGAUUGCCAACAUUCGUGAGAGCCUGGAAGGAAACGAGCACCGCGCCCCAACAGGUCGCUUUCUCGGCGGCACGACGUCCUCCCUCGCAUCUCGACGAUUGGUGCUCGAAUUGCUAGUGGCCGACGGGUUCGACCUGUCGUUGGUGAUAUCAAUCCUUUCAUGA
This is a messenger RNA of Penicillium argentinense, 273 nucleotides long. RefSeq lists its product as uncharacterized. The record is from RefSeq and is a predicted model, not a curated record. The transcript is spliced from 2 exons. NCBI's taxonomy places the organism in Eukaryota, Fungi, Ascomycota, Eurotiomycetes, Eurotiales, Aspergillaceae. Bases 1 to 273 code for a protein of 90 amino acids.